CUGCAAUYGUAGGCACUGGCAAAAGAGGUAAUGGAAAAACUUAACUAAAUCGUCCAUUCGAGGAAGAUGGUUAGUUUGUUUGUGAAAAUAGCUGUUUUCACAGUUGUAAUAUGUUGUAAAAACGCUUCUACUCAAGAUAUCUAUAGCCCUUGGGGCAAGUGGACUCCUUGCAGUACUGAAUACGGUGCUUGUGGUAAAGGCGUGCAGUGGAGAUUUAGACGUUGCCUUGACUGGUCUGCAUAUAUCUGCGAAAAUACUUUCGAAAUCAAAAACUGUCACAAGCCAUGCAUUGUUGAUGGUAAAUGGUCGAGAUGGGGCUCUUGGAAUUCGUGUUCAGUUACAUGUGGCGGUGGUAGCCAAUCAAGAUCAAGGACGUGUUCAAMUCCAGCACCAGCUCAUGGAGGCAAAAAAUGCACGGGACCAAAUUCAGAAACUCAGUCUUGUGCAAUGACAACUUGCCCAUUACCUCCUCGCAACGGUAAUUGGUCCUCAUGGGGUUCUUGGGAAUCUUGCUCAGUCACGUGUGGUGGAGGUAGACAAUCACGAACAAGAACAUGCACUAAUCCAGCACCAGCCCAUGGCGGUAAAAACUGCACAGGACCAAAUUCAGAAWSUCAGUCUUGUGCAACGACAACUUGCCCAUUACCUCCUCGCAACGGUAAUUGGUCCUCAUGGGGUUCUUGGGAAUCUUGCUCAGUCACGUGUGGUGGAGGGAGCCAAUCACGAACAAGAACAUGCACUAACCCAGCACCAGCCCAUGGCGGUAAAAACUGCACAGGACCAAAUUCAGAAUCUCAGUCUUGUGGAACGACAACUUGCCCAUUACCUCCACGCAACGGAAAUUGGUCCYCAUGGGGUUCUUGGCGAUCUUGUUCAGUCACGUGUGGUGGGGGUAGCCAAUCACGAACAAGAACGUGUACUAACCCARCACCAGCUAAUAAUGGGAAAAAUUGCUCUGGACCUAGCUCACAGACACGGCAAUGUAAUACAAAUAACUGCUGUCGAGCUGGCGAGCAUGUUUUUGACAAAUGUGGUCAGAGGUGCGUGUGUUCACCACAGGGGACAUUAACGAUGUGUACGCGUAUAAGAAAAGAAUUUACUUCCAUGUCAGCGGUAGAACGAGAGAGAUAUAUYCAGGUUAUCAAGAAAGCAUCAACUGAUGAAAGAUUCAAGAAGCGUUAUGACGACCUGAUCACUAUACAUAGGGUUAUAUUUAAUAGUGGCAUACAUCGCCAAGAUCAUUUUCUAACGUGGCACCGUUGGUUUAUGCUACAGUAUGAGAAUCUAUUGAGGACGGUCGAUUGUACUUUUACCAUUGCAUACUGGGAUUGGAGUGUUGUYUCAGGGCAGCCCUGGGGGAAUUCCUCUAGUGAUGUUUGGCAUUCUAAACAAGGUGGUUUUGGAUGGAAUGGAGUACCCCCUGAUCAAUGCGUCAACAAAGGACCUUUCAGAAAGGGUGUGUGGGAACUUGUUCCUUCUGCUGAUCGGCCGCGGUGCUUAAAAAGACAAUUCAAUCGCAUCCCACCAGAUAGCGUAGCWGUAGCAAUAGUUCUCAGAACACCAUCGUCAAAUUUCAAUGGAUUUGAAGUCGCUCUCAGAAUAACUCUCCAUAACUCUGUCCAUUGCAUGAUUCAUGGCACAAUGUGUUCUCUUGAUUCGGCUAGUGCACCAGAGUUCUUUCUUCAUCAUGGGAUGGUCGAUAAGCUCUGGGAAGACUGGCAAAAGAAGAGUCUAGCUCACAGAAGAGCACAUUUCUAUAAUUUGAAUGCUGUGUUGCCAAGUACCAACGGACUACGUUCCCGUGAAUUCCUGGACAAUACUGCAUUGCCUGGUGGUGUCAGAGUCGAAUAUCAACAUGCCAAACAAGGUGUUGUAUCGCGCAUYAUUCAAMGACUUCGAUCUCUAAGUACAGAUAUUUUGAGGAGAAUUCCUAGAGAAGGAUUCAGCCGAAUUGGAAAAGAAGCCCUUGAUUUGUUCAAUGUCAGUGGUAUUGAACGACGCGAGGCGAGGAGAAUUGAAAAGAUGUUGGAGCCUUUACAUCGUAGUAUUCCACCAAAAUCGGCUUCAAAGUUAGAUAAAAAGCUUGGAUUUCGCCAUAAGAUCAUUGACCAGAUGGAAAAAUCGAGCGGAUAAAUACUGAAGUGACCAAAGAAAACAAUUGUAGAAAACAAAUAGCACAAAAAAAUAGCUGUAAGGGGAAUAUUAGAUAAUCAAUAUAAACACGAAUGUCAAGAGGUGAAAAUUAAAAACUUAGGAGCCAUUAAUAAUCUCACUAAUAUAAUGRAAUAAAAGAAACGUUUGUCAAAUUAUUAAUAUGAAAAAUUUUAAUUAAAUUUCUGCAAAUGUUAAUUAAAUGUCAUACGUUUUCAACAAUGUCA
Messenger RNA from Exaiptasia diaphana, 2378 nucleotides. RefSeq lists its product as uncharacterized. Gene Ontology annotation, molecular function: oxidoreductase activity. The record is from RefSeq and is a predicted model, not a curated record. The transcript has 13 exons. The coding region runs from base 67 to 2133 and encodes 688 amino acids. Lineage: Eukaryota; Metazoa; Cnidaria; Anthozoa; Actiniaria; Aiptasiidae.